Messenger RNA from Teleopsis dalmanni, 5136 nucleotides. RefSeq names its product cubilin homolog. Gene Ontology annotation, molecular function: calcium ion binding. Bases 142 to 5136 code for a protein of 1664 amino acids. NCBI's taxonomy places the organism in Eukaryota, Metazoa, Arthropoda, Insecta, Diptera, Diopsidae. The record is from RefSeq and is a predicted model, not a curated record. The transcript is spliced from 15 exons.
UGUGUGAGCGCCAAUAAUAUACAUAACUACACUUGCAUUUGCGAUGUUGGCUGGACAUAUACAAAUUCUUCUCCAGCAUGUGUAAUCGAUAUUAACGAAUGUGAGCUUCACACUAAUCCUUGCCAUAGUGAGUGUAUUAAUAUGCCAGGUAGUUUUAAAUGUGGUCCAUGUCCAAAUGGAUACACUGGAAAUGGCAUUACUUGUCUUGACGUGGAUGAGUGCGCUAUCGAUAACGGUGGUUGCAGUUUAAUACCGAAAGUAAACUGUAUAAAUACUGAGGGAUCAUAUCACUGUGGCAAUUGUCCAGAAGGUUGGUUGGGUGAUGGUCAUAUUUGUAUACCGGCUCCUUCCAAUGAUUGCAGUUCAGAAAAUAUUUGUCAUCCUAAAGCAAAAUGUGAGUAUAUAUCGGAUACAGUGGUUUGCACUUGUCCAGUCGGUUUGUCUGGUCACGGUUUUGGGGAAAAUGGUUGUAAAUCGGAAAUAGCCACACAUCCAUGUGAGAAUCAUGAAUGUAAGAAUAACGGUACAUGUGAAGUGAAUGGUGAGGGCACGCGUUGUAUAUGUCCUGAAGGUUAUAUGGGUGCUACAUGUGAAAAAAAUGACGCAUGCCAUCCAAAUCCAUGUUCAAAUGGUGGUAGUUGUAAGUUGGCUCCGAAAAAUAAGUAUCGUUGUGCAUGUCAACGUGGCACUACAGGAAAAAACUGUGAAAUACAACGUGAAAUUUGCGGUUCCGUUUUGAGACAAGAAACAGGAGAAGUGAUCUAUCCACCAGAGGGUGGUAACUACGAAAAUAGAGAACGUUGCGCAUGGAUCAUACGUACCACAACUAAUAAAAUUCUCAAUAUAACUUUCAGUAAAUUUGAUUUGCAAACGUCGCUUGACUGCAGCAAAGAUUUUCUGCAAAUACACGAUGGUCGUUCACUCAGUGCGCAGCUUGUGGGACGCUUCUGUGGAAGCGAUUUGCCUCGCGGCGGUACCAUUAUAACUUCUCAUCAAGAAGUAUUUUUUUGGUUUCGUACGGAUAAUGAAACUACUUCAACUGGCUUUAAAUUUUCGUGGGUAUCACAGCCUCACACAUGUGGUGGUCAAUUUGAAUUGGGUAUGGGUAACAGCGAUGUAAUAAAGUCUCCAGGCUAUCCCGGAAAAACACCUAUUAACCGUGAAUGUGAAUGGGAGUUGGAAGCGAAUUUUGGUUAUCGAUUUGUAUUGCGCUUUUAUGAAAUUAAUCUUGGUGGUGAUUCUAAUUGUACACAAGAUACGCUAAAGAUUUACGACUCAGAUCGCCUCGUGAAAACUUUCUGCGAGUCUGAAAAACCUGCUCCUUUCUAUACAUCUUCAAAUAUAAUUAGCAUACAUUUCCACACAGAUGCUUUUCGAGAAGACAGUUCAUUUCAAUUACAUUAUGAGGUGAUACCAAGUUCACCGAACUGUGGUGGAAUUUUCACUGAGCCAAGAGCUACCAUCGGCGGCCACAUAAAUGCAGAAAUUUGUCUUUAUCUAAUACAGCAGCCCCCAGGUACUAAAAUAAAACUAGAAAUUUUAAAUUAUAAUUUAUUGGAUAGCGAUGAUUGUGAUUUGCAAAAAGUUGAAAUUUUUAAUGGAAAAACUGACGAAUAUCCAUUGGAGAAACGAAUAUGUGGUGAUUUCAAGUCAGUGAGUCCGAUUAUAUCGGAGGGAAAUUACUUGCUUAUACGGUAUGAGUACGCGGUUGUAGGCUUAAAAAUUGACACAUUGUCUUUUGAAGCAAGAUAUAGUCGGAUUUGUGAGGACAAAUUUUUCGGUCCUGAUGAUGGAAUUUUUAUGACACCCAAUUAUCCUAACCCCUAUUUUGAUCAUAUGACUUGUACAUAUGACAUUUAUGGUCCAUUGGGGAGUGUGAUCCAUAUUAAGUUUGCAGAUUUUCAAAUAUCUGAAAGUGUGCCAACGCUUCUGGAUGAAGAUGGCCACAAUGUGAAAUUGAAGCAACUUAACGACAGUGAUGUUGAUGAAAAUCUUAAUUUUGUUGAGGUUUAUCUAUCUAAGAUAAGUAAACGUCGAUUUUAUAAGAAUGCUACUCCAGAACCAUUGGUAUCCAGCCAAAAUCACUUGCGUAUUAUUUUCAAAACGGCAGAAAAUAGUCGUAGGGCGAGAGGAUUAAAAAUAGAAUAUUCUUUUGAAACUGUGCGUUGUGGUGGAAUUUUCACGGAAUCACGUAACAGUUACGAAAGCAACGAGAAGCUCAGUGACGUCUCUUAUUGUGAAUGGAUUAUUGAAGCACCAGAAAAUAAACACAUAUCUUUGACUCUAACCUACACACCACCACAAAAUGCCAAUAACUUCAGUCUUUCCUUGCAUUCAAAACUACCUGAUACCAAAGACGAAAAGCUUCUGGCUAGUUACUCUCAAAAUAUUUAUUUGAAUGAAGUGUUUCACACGAGUGUAUUGACAAUAAAGUCUGUUAAUGGCUUAACUAAUUCUUCUGACUACUUUCCGGCGUAUAUAUCUUUCAAUUAUACUUUAGUGGAUAGUGCGGAAAACUGUGGUGGAAAUUUCAGUACAAGGUUCGGUGUACUUACGUCACCUGGUUGGCCAAUGCCUUACGGUAAUGACUUGGAUUGUGUAUGGAUUAUAAUGGCGCCACUCGGUCACACAAUAGAACUUGUGCCUAAGGAAUUCGGUUUGGAGCAAGUUUCGACUGUAUGCGAUGAUGAUUUCUUAGAGAUAAGGAAUGGCAUGUUUAGUAAUUCUCCACUAAUUGGUCAAUAUUGUGGAGUGAAAAUACCAGACCGAAUACCAUCUUUUACAAAUGUGUUAUAUAUACGCUUUGUAUCGGAUUGGUAUAUUUCUGAUAAAGGGUUCAAUAUUGUUUGGCAGCAAACAAGUACUGGUUGCGGAGGCAAACUAGAUUCAUUCUCAGGUUCCAUACAUUCGCCACAUAAUGCGGAAAUAUCUGGUGAAGUGGUGUGUAGUUGGAGUAUAACCGUUUCACCCGGUUCCGUUAUAAAUCUUAAUCUCACUUCUAAUAAUCCAAGUGCCUUAUGUAGGCAAAAUAGUUUAACAAUUUAUGAUGGUCCCUUAACAAAUAGUCCCACACUCAAGCUAAACUGCACAAAUUUCGGAGAUGUGUUAACAUUGCAGUCAACAUCAAACAAAGUACAUGUACGUUAUAGUGCUGAUGGAGAUGGACUUAAAUUUGUACUGAAUUAUGUAACGAAUUGCAACGUAAUCAUUAAUAGUUUGCAGGGCAUCAUCGAAUCUCCUAAUUUUCCAGAAAAUUAUCCAUAUGACUUGAAAUGUGCUUGGGAGUUACGCGGAGGUCGUAAAAUGUCUCUUCUUUUUUCUCAUUUGGAUGUAGAAGGUUCGAAAUUGGACUGUGCAUAUGAUUACAUAGAAGUUGUAGAUAUGCGUAAUGAUGAAGUACUUUCCACUCAACAUUUAUGUUCCAUACCCACAAGUACAAUUACAAACAGUGGCAGCCAUCUCAUAUUAAAAUUUUUCAGCGAUGGCUCCUUUAGUAAAAAAGGAUUUCAUGCAGAGUUCAAAGUUGUUGGAUGUGGUGGUCAUUUAACGGAUAAUAACGGGCGCAUUGAUACCCCCAAUGCUCCAUAUAGUGUAGAUAUCGAUUGCAGAUGGUAUAUAGAGGUCCCAUCAGAUAGACAAAUUGUACUUAAUAUCAACUCAGUUCAAUUUGGUUCAUCGAAACAUUGUGAUUCAGAUUAUGUGAUAAUAUCAGAAUCAUACAAUGCUUUAGAAUUCAACAAGCAGUGCGAAAGAAGUAUUAAACCUUUAAUUUUUACUUCAUUUGCGAAUCGUUUAUUUAUACAUUUUCAUACAAGUGAGAGACGGGAGCAAAAGUUUCUUAAAGCUUCAUACUUCACUAAAAAAGCUGAUUGUGGUGGAACUUAUCAUGGAGGCAGUAACACUAUCUCAUCACCCAACUACCCUCAUGACCAACUGAAAAAUAUCGAAUGUGUUUGGUAUAUAACAGUGGAUGACGGUAAAAAUAUACUCUAUGGAUUGAAUGGAUAUAAUGUGACGAGCUCAUUAAAUUGCACCAGUGCUUCCAUAACAAUUAGUGAAGAAUUAAAUGGAGUUUGGACACCAAAAAAACCAAUUUGUGGUGAUAGUGAAUAUGUAUCUUCAAUGGAUCUUUACAAUCUUUGGUUUAGUGUAGGAAAUCAAAUAAGUAUUACCGUAAAGACCGAUGUUAAUAGUACUGCAAUGUUUGCCUUUUCAUAUUACGAGGAAUGCCAUGUCACGUUAACCGAUACCAGUGGUGUUCUUAGCUCCAUUUCUUCGAAAUAUUGCAAAUGGGUUAUUGUAGCAACAGAAGAAUGUGAUGGUAAGCCUUUACACAGUUUAAAGAUAUAUGACGAUUCUAAAACAUUAUUACACAAUUUUUGUGAGGAGCACACAUCACAUGUUAUCGCAUCAAGUAAUUUGACUAUUCAAGCUCAGUUUAUAAACUUCCGUGCUUCAUACUCCACCAUACAGACGUCAUGUGGUGGUGUUAUAACGUCUCUGCGUGGCACUUUAGCGUCGCCUUAUUAUCCUAGUACUUAUCCAUCAAAUGUAGAAUGUGUUUGGGAUAUACGAGCUUCGAAGGGUAACUUUAUUGAAAUCAAUUUCGUAAACUUGGAUAUGGCAGAGUCAGAUCGUUGCAAUAAUGACUUUUUGGAGCUUCGAACUACAAUUCGUGGUAAAAUAUUAGCAACUUUAUGUGGAAAAAAUAUGCCGACAGCUCCGAUUGUAGUACUUGAAAACAUAUGGAUUAAAUUUCGCAGUGUGGAAGGCAGUUCCGGCAAUGGCUUCAAGUUGACAUGGAACUAUGGUACUUCGCACAAAAUAGAAGAAGAAGCAUUGAAACUUCUGAGAGAUGAUAAACGAAUCGAAACUAUGGUUGAAUUUUGGGUUUUUCAAUGGAAUAGCACACAAUCUAAACUUAAUGUUAGUAUUUUUAGUAUGGAUCCUGCACUAUCAUAUACAUGCGCAAUCGAUGAACCAUGUAGUGAAACCUUACUUCUUACCCAAGCUUGGGAUACAAAAAAAUGGCACAUCGAACACAGUCAUAGGCUAAAAAAUGAUGCUAGCGAUCUUUAUAACCUGGAAUCUGGAGUCUGGGCCCAGAAGACAUGGCAAAACGAUUUUGCUACAUAA